ACAACGUCUUAACUGUGAGCGGAUCAACGAUGCAAUCCAAUCUAAUCCCGCCCGUCAACUGAAUGGACCUUGACUCCCCAUGUCCAUCCACAUCGGGAUCCGAGACAAUGACGCCUCCACCACCGACGCCGAGCGAAACGGCGGCUUAUACUCGCCGGCGAAGGAGAAAGCCGCGAACAGAGGUGUGUACAGCAGCCGCUCGCCGCUUCUCCUUCGCCGGGUUCGCCAGCUGCUCGCCGCCGCCAAGGUGAAGACCCUUCUGGGUCUUUGUUUCCUGUGCUUCUUCGUUCUGGCCACCUCAAGGCUUCGUUCCUUCAUGGGUUGGAACACUCACUACCCUUCUUCAGUUUCUUCUCCUUCUAGGGGUGGCUACACAAUACUUAUCAACACUUGGAAACGAAAUUCUCUUCUGAAGCAAUCUGUUGCUCACUACGCAUCCUGUAGUGGGACUGAUGCGAUACAUGUGGUAUGGAGUGAGAUUGAUCCGCCUUCAGAGACUCUGAAAGCCUAUCUUAAGAAGAUUGUGUUUUCCAAGUCUCAGACAUUUCACAAACCCAACUUUAAGUUUGACAUAAAUGAAGAAGACGAUUUGAACAACAGGUUUAAGCCAAUCGAGGAGCUAAGAACGGAUGCAAUUUUCUCAGUUGAUGAUGAUGUAGUCGUGCCAUGUCCAACAUUAGAUUUUGCUUUCACCGUCUGGCAAAGUGCUCCUUUCUCAAUGGUGGGAUUUGUUCCUCGCAUGCACUGGCUGGAUAAGUCGAAGAAUGGUGAUGCAUAUUACAACUAUGGAGGAUGGUGGUCAGUUUGGUGGAUGGGCACUUAUAGUAUGGUUCUCUCCAAAGCUGCAUUCUUUCACAGGAGGUACUUGGAUUUGUAUACUCACAAGAUGCCCUCAUCAAUUCAUGAUUAUGUAUCAAGGGAGAGAAAUUGUGAAGAUAUUGCAAUGUCACUACUUCUUGCCAAUGCCACCAGUGCUCCUCCAAUAUGGGUGAAAGGGAAGAUCUAUGAGAUUGGAUCAUCAGGCAUAAGCAGUCUGCAAGGGCACAGCAAGAGGAGAAACAAAUGCCUCAAUGAUUUCAUUUCCCUCUAUGGUACCAUGCCUCUUGUAUCAACCAAUGUUAAAGCUGUAGAUGCGAGGCAUGAAUGGUUCUGGUAGUUUUUGGUUAUUGAAUUUAUUCACCAGCCAAUUACAAUGUUCAGAAUUAUAUAUUUUAUUCUUAUGUAUUUAUGAGAUGAAACGAUAUCUUCA
This is a messenger RNA of Corylus avellana, 1249 nucleotides long. Its product is annotated as glycosylinositol phosphorylceramide mannosyl transferase 1. The record is from RefSeq and is a predicted model, not a curated record. Gene Ontology annotation, cellular component: membrane. NCBI's taxonomy places the organism in Eukaryota, Viridiplantae, Streptophyta, Magnoliopsida, Fagales, Betulaceae. Gene Ontology annotation, molecular function: glycosyltransferase activity.